AGAAAAGAAAGAGUAUCCCUCCUGCCUUACCCUAGAUUCUGCAGAAAGCAAAGCUGGAAAAAAAGGCCUAGUUUAUUGGGAAUGUAGUCCAGUGGUAUAGGACAGGGGGAUUGAGACAGGAAAGAAAGAAAAGCCAGUACAAGGGUGCUUUACGACGUUGGCUUUUGCUGCAGGCAACUGGUACUCAACCCCACUGGGACCUUCUGGAGAACCUCGUGAAAUGUCUCCUAGAACUCUCCACCUGGAAACUGUCAGCUUCCAACCCCCUCUGGUCAAGAAGUAGCCCCACGGGCACUAACUACCCCCAAAUUCCCAGGCUGCACAUGUUCAAGCACAAAACUCCCCAUGCCAAAGCAACAGAGAAGCUCCAGAGGCAGAAGCAAACUGUGAAAUGUGCAAAACAGGUCGGCUGCACCAGCAUGAGUCAGCUGUUUACCUACAGAAUGCUCCAGAAUUCUAUACAGGGGUAGAAGGCUGAUUGAAACAGAAGGGGUGGGUGGGUACUAAAACCUUCUUCAUCCUACCCCUUGGUUCUAUCACUGUGCUCACCUGAGGUGCCCUCAACCAUGGCUACAGUAACUGCAAUCCUGUCCAGCAUGGCUGCCGGAAGUCUCUUCUGUGAAGGUAGCUGAGGUGGAGGGGUGGGAGUGCCGUUGAGGGUGGCCUGUUGAGCCCAGCACUCUCCAAAAAGUGGCCACUAUAUAUGAGGUAGAUGGCCCACUCCUGCAGUGGCAGGGCCAUGAGUAGAGAGGGGUAACUCUGGGUGCUAAAACAAAACUUGAGACCGACACAGAAACAACUGGCCCACAAAGCUCACAGUCUGUCUACCGCCAAAGCCAAUGGCUCCCCCAGGCUGCCCAAUGCAGUCUUCUCUCCCCUUGAGACUACUGGUUUGUGUGAGGUAGUGAGGGAGGGGCUGUGUGGUUGGUCUAGGCCACACCCUCUGAGGAGAUGCUGAUAAAAAGGGAAAGCUGAGCAAGCUUCCUCAAAUCAUACUUAACACCCUACCCAUCCCUUGCUUUGACUUAAACAUUUCUGGUGAAGAACAUCAGAUCUUCUAGGGAGUAAAAGGAAGUUGGAAGAUAUAUCACCCAAAGAAAAACUGAGAAACUUGCCAUUAUUUUGGAGACAGCAAGAAAAGAACAUCUCAGAACUGGGGCCUCAUCCUUUGAUUUUUUUAACACAAGAGAAAAAGAGCAAUUGUUCUUCAGCAGCAAAAGCCAUGGAUCACGCAGCAAAGUGGAAAACACCACUACUGAAGCACCCAUAUCCCAAGCUCUUUCUGCUCUUGAUGCUAGCUAGUCUUUUUUACUUCUGUUCAGGUAUCAUCCAGGUGAACAAGACAGUGGAAGAAGUAGCAGUACUAUCCUGUGAUUACAACAUUUCCACCGAAGAACUGACGGAAAUUCGAAUCUAUUGGCAAAAGGAUGAUGAAAUGGUGUUGGCUGUCAUGUCUGGCAAAGUACAAGUGUGGCCCAAGUACAAGAACCGCACAUUCACUGAUGUCACCGAUAACCACUCCAUUGUGAUCAUGGCUCUGCGCCUGUCAGACAAUGGCAAAUACACCUGUAUCAUUCAAAAGAUUGAAAAAGGGUCUUACAAAGUGAAACACCUGACUUCGGUGAUGUUAUUGGUCAGAGCUGACUUCCCUGUCCCUAGUAUAACUGAUCUUGGAAAUCCAUCUCAUAACAUCAAAAGGAUAAUGUGCUUAACUUCUGGAGGUUUUCCAAAGCCUCACCUCUCCUGGCUGGAAAAUGAAGAAGAAUUAAAUGCCAUCAACACAACAGUUUCCCAAGAUCCUGAAACUGAGCUCUACACUAUUAGCAGUGAACUGGAUUUCAAUAUGACAAACAACCAUAGCUUCCUGUGUCUUGUCAAGUAUGGAAACUUAAUAGUAUCACAGAUCUUCAACUGGCAAAAAUCAGAGCCACAGCCUUCUAAUAAUCAGCUCUGGAUCAUUAUCCUGAGCUCAGUAGUAAGUGGGAUUGUUGUGAUCACUGCACUUACCUUAAGAUGCCUAGUCCACAGUAAGUACUAUCGUACUAUCAUUCUGACCUUGAUUCCUGGAAGCCCAAACUCCAUCAGUAUGGGUCAGCGUCUCUCUGAGGUUUUAGCCUCGGUUAUAGCCUCCUCCCGUUUUAUGGAAACUUUAGUGUCUCAUUUAUGUGUCUCACCAAGUUCUGUUCAUCCACUGGACAGACGUUUCUCGGACACCUACUAUGUGCCCCGUUCUCUACUAGGCACUGGAGUUACAAGUAUGAGCAAUCACUCCCCUCACGACACAUUCUAGUUUAGUCCUUUUAUUUUCCCCCCUAACUUUAUAUUUUCUUGGAGAUGCUGAGGCCUGCUAACUAAUUUGAAGACAUUUCUGAUGCAAAGUGAUAUUCUAAUCUUUGAUUUUCAAUUGGAGAAAAGUCAGAAUGCCAAGGUUUGGGGCUAAGACUCAUCCCACAGGUAGGAUAAAAAGGUCUGGUGGGCUCAAGGAUGAUUUUGAUACAGACUGCCCAGCCUUACCCCUCUAGUUCAGGAUUUCCCAUUCUUAAUACUACUGACAUUUGGGGCCAGAUAAUUCUUUGUUUUAGGGUUCUGUUCUGUGCAUUGUAGCAUAUUUAGCAGCAUCUCUAGGCUCUACUCACUAUAUGCCAGUAGCACCCCUGCCCCAGUUGUGACAACCAAAAAUGUCCCUAUUACAUUACAAAUGUUCCAGGGAAGGUGUGGGGGGAGGGGGUGGUUAGAAAUCUCCCUGGUUUAAGAACCACUGACAUAGUUCUAAUCCAGCAAAGGCUUGCUCAGAUAUAUGGGCACCAUUUAAGGGAAACUAACCUAUCUAAAUCUUUAUUGUUUGUGCUUGUUUUCAAGGACCUGCUGCAAGGUGGAGACAAAGAGAAAUGGGGAGAGCAUGGAAAUGGAAAAGAUCUCACCUGUCUACAUAGAUUCUGCAGAACCACUGUAUGAGCAGAGCGUCUGGAGGUAGCCUCUUUAGCUCUUCUCUACUAGGGUGGAAUAUAUGAGAUACAUGGAUUAUGAGGCACAGUGCCUUCUUCCUCUCAGCACCAAAUUUAAGCUCUUUCACCUACUACUACUAACCUGAAUUAAAAACCUAACUCAGGUUACUCUAAACAGGUGAUUGGCAUCUCUUCUCCCCACAUACGACUUGCUUAUUGUAUAACUUCUUUCUCUGCUGUACCAUUCUGCCAUGUUGAAAUGUCUCCCUCUUGUCAGUCAACUCAGUGUCUUACAUUACCUAUAAAACACUACUUUAAGUGCAUCUUGAAUAUUCCUGGCCCAACUCCUUGUGCUGAUCAUUCCUUUUCCCCUGUAUCCUUCACUGAUGGACACUGAUUGGGGUCACUUACUGGUCACUCUGUACACUGGUCACUCAGUAACAUCCUCUUUGGUCUCCCUGCCUCUUAUAGAGCCAUCCUACUAACCCAGUAACAGAGCUAAAUUUCAUAAUCACUUCUCCAUGUCAUUUUUCCCACUUAAAAACUCAGAAGAGACCCCCCCCCCCCAUGCCUUGAAAAGUUUGAAGACUUUGAACUUUCCACAUUUCAGUUGAUCUCUUUAGUAUAAACAUUCUCAGUUCUUUCAACUGUUCUCCAUGUAGUAGUUCCAGAAGCUUCAUGUGAAUACACUAAAUGUCAACAAAUGGAGUCCAGGACUUUAGAUAUGGUCUAAUUCUACAUACAAUGAGAAAAUUACUAUCUGGGAUCUGAAAUGUUCUUUAUGUUAAGGAAGACUAACACAACAUCAGCUUUUUUUGAGUCAGUAUUAACUUACAUCAAUUUUGUAUUAUCCUAAACUACCCAGUUCUUUUCAGUAAGAGAAACAUUAGAAUCCAAGAGACUGAUACCAGAUCCAGGGUGAUUGAUAGCCUCCAUAAACAGUUCCGUUUUGACUUACGAAGUUAGGGUGAAAAAGUAUAAGAAAUGCGAGUCUCUCUGCUGAAUCAUUAACUGUGAACUCGCAGGAAAUAUGGCAGAUAAAAAAAACAUGUUGAAGACACCAUGAAGAUAGAGUCAGCCAAAUCCAGGAUGUGAGAAAUUAUAAGACAAAUGACCCAAUUUCUUCAACAAGUAAAUGGCAUAGAAAGGGGUGUUAUAGAUCAAAAGAAACCUGAGACAUAUGAAUGAAAAGUAACACUUGUUUCUUGUUUACUCUGUGAUUCAAACAAGCCAAUUGUCAAAAUACAUUUUUUAGGUAAUUGGAGAAAAUUGAACACCAUCUGUAUGUUAGAUGUUAAUGAAUUGUUUAUUAAUCUUGUUAGAUAUGAUAAUGCUGUAAUGAUGCUAACAUAAGCAUCACCUAUGAGAAAUACAUACAUACUCAAGCAUCUGCACAUAAAAUGAUGUGCUACCUAGGAUUUAAAAUUAUCUGAAGAAAUUAAAAUUUGGGUAGGCAUAGGGAAAGAUGAAACAAGAAUAGCAGAAAAUGCAUAGUUGUAAGCUAGUGAGGAGGCCCAUGAAUUCACUGAAUCUAGUCUUCUAUGCAAUGUAUGAACCUCUCUGAAAUAGGCUGGUGCCUUUGGGCUAUUAGUAUGAAUGUAACUUUCUAUAGUGUUACUAUCAUUGAAGAAAUAAAGAUGUUUUCACAGGGGGAGAAAAAAAGAAACAAGAGUCUAUGGAGUUACCUUUACAAAACAAAAGGAAAUUAAACACAACACCUGAGAUAUAUUUAAUAGAUUUUGUUUUACAAAAGCAUUAUUUCAUUUUAGUCUUAUAAAAAUCUCUAUGAGCAAGUUCUUUACAUCCAUUUUAUAGGAAAGAAACCUGAGGCACCCUCCCACAGGCUGAGUGAUUUUCCCAAGGUCGGGCAGGCAAGGAGAAAAGCCAGAACUCAAACUGGGCAUUAAGCUCCGGUUCCUUUCACACCAUAGCAGCCUAUACACAUUUCCUCACAAUAGUCUCUCAGUUUCCUAUCCUGUUUUCUUUACAACUUCUUUAGGAUGCUCUGUCCAGGAUGUCCCCCUCAGUUCUGUGAUUACCUAGAGCUUCCCUGACUUCCCUUAUUAACAGUCUUCUGCUCAGUUGGCUGAUACCUCAUAUUGAAGCCAUGGGUCCAGUCUUCUACAUGGCCAUCUUGUCCAGUUCAAGCAACAAUGCCUUUGAACUGCUGUAGCAGUGCUAUCUUGAGCACAUCACAUUCCAUCCCGGGUUUAUUUUCACAUGCUGUGUCUUAUAUUCUUUACUAAAUUGUAGGCUUAUUGAGAACAAACAUGCCUGAUAUGUCUGUUUGCCUCAUAGGCAGAAGAGUAUUGCCUUGAUCAAUAGUUUGGUUGAUAACUGGUGCUUAAUAUUUUUCUGACAUUUCAUGUAUCAGAAAUUGUCAGACUUGUCCUAAAUUCUCCCAUAAUUCAGACUUCCCUUUAUAUUCUUUAGCCAUGAAGAUUAAUAUCUACAAUGCCCCCUCAAUUUGGGAGCACCUAUGUGAUACAAAAUAUAAAAUUUUAAAAUGUUUUCUUCCUUUGGGGAUUUAGGGUUUAAAGUAUUUUAUUUGUUUGUUUCCUCAGGUCCCACCUCCAUCUUAGAUUGACCUCUUUGAAUUUCCUCAGAUGGCCAGGAUUAUCCCACCUUGUACUUCAUGUAUCUGUUUUCUAGGAGCCUCUUCAUUUCAGUGGCUCUGCAGAAAGUGACUAGUGGAAUACAGUGGGAACAUUAGUAGCUCUGGUAGGCUUGGUCAAAGAAUUUAGAAACACAGAAUUGCUUGAGCCUGGAAGAGACAUUUGAAAAUACUUGUUAAUGACAAGGACAUCAAGGCCCAGGAGGUGACCUCAAUGAUCAAGGCCAGAGCCAGAACCCAGAUUUCCUGUGUCUGGUGCUCUUUUCCAUCAUCAGUCUGGGUCUGUGGUAUUAACUGGUGUAUAUAUACAUACACACCAGUCACAACGUUUCUGGAAAAAGAAUUUGUCCAAUGUCAGGCCAACUUUAUGGACUUGAUCUGAUGCAACACUGAAGGACUUUAUGUUGUAAAAAGCAAUCUGAUGCUAAUGUGUGGGUAGUAUGCUGGUAUGUAUACCAAUAUGAGGAUGAUGGAACAUUGUCUAUGUGUAGCCAGUAUUUCAUUUUCCUUUGUGCUCUCCUCUGUUGCUCUCCCACUUCUCUAUCAGGUUCUGGAGAAAGACCUAUCCAAAACUAAUAUCCUCUAACAUGUAAGAUGAAUGAUUUAUACACUUCAAAACAGUAGCCAGGUUGGAGAGGGAUAGUCACAUCCUACUGGUUCAUAUUGGACUGAUAAUCUCCUUAAAUGGCUUCAUGUUGUUUAACCUCAUUUAUAAAAUAUUUAUGAGAAAGUUCUCAUUUAAAAUGAGAUAGGUUUUUAUUGUGUAUUACUAAACAGUAAGCUAUCUUUAGAAAUUGAGGUAAUGAAAGUAGCAUUCCAUAGGGCUUCCUCAGAUCACUAAAGUGGCUUUUCCUCCUUGGCAUUUCUGAUCCUUCUGAGAUCAGCAGAGAAUUGAAAAGUGGCAAACUGCUACUCCUGUGUUACUUACUCAUGACUCCCCUUUCUCUGACGUUGCCUUCCACAACUCAGUGGACCAGGAAGUGGUCCUUGGUCCUAACUUAAGCUGGAGGAAUCAGAUAUUCUCAUUUGAAAAUUUGAAGUUGGAUAGCAAGUUGACCAAGUAUCUCAAAUAUGGCUAGAUUUAAAACAUUUAAUUUUGAUAGCUAUAAAAGGACUGAAUUAUGCUAUAUAGUCUAAGAAACAGAAGUACACUUUUAAAUGGUUGCUCUCAGAACAAAAUCAUGGAAGAAAUAAAAGUAGGAGACUGACAAAAACUUUAAGCAAAGAAACAAAAAAAAGGGAGUUGCUGCAUUUGGUUAAGAUUAGUAAUCCUUAGACAUGAUCAAAAGGAGACCUCAAGAAGUAGUCACAAAACAGAAGACACCUAAGAGAGCUUAUUUAUAUUUAAAAUAAGUUAUAUUGUUACUUAUUACAUUUGAUAAAUGUGUCAGUACUAUUUUUUUCAAAAAGUGGUAUUUUACCUUCAUUCUGGUAUUUUUGUGAUAUUAAAAAAAAUAUUUUAAAAACCAACCACUAGUUUUAUAAUUUCUAGUUGGGAGAAUUUAAUCUAUAUGUGUAUAUGAAUAAAGCAAUAAAGAGAUUGACUAACUGCCAAUUUGUCAGCAAUUUAUGAAUAGGAUAAUUGAGAAAAACAGGUUUUAUGGAAUGUGGUGAGAACAUGUAAAUCGUGGUAAAAAUAUACUUGUGCACAGGUUCUUCUAGCCUUAUAACUACUACUAUUUGUUUUUCUAUCAUCCCCUGUGGGCCACGGCAUUGUGUUACGCUCUACAUGCAUCAUUUCAUUUAAUACCCAUUGUGAUAUGGAUACUGUUUCAUUUGAUACAGGGGAAAACUGAGACUUAAAGUAGAAUGGCUUUGCUUUGGUCACAUGGCUGCAAAGCCAUAGAUGCCAAGCCAGCGAUUUGCCUCCAGAGCCCAUGGUUUCAGCCAUUACACCACGUGGCUACACAAACCUGGCUCCUGAAAAUGGUUAUUUUUAGGGCAGGAACUAAAAACAAAGAGGCCCAACAUGAAAACAAAGCACUAGAUGUACACUUAGUGCAUUGCUCCCCCCUCAUUUAGUAAAAGUUUCAGUCUGCAUGAGAGCUUCCUUCUAAAGGAGCAAGCUCCUGCAAUGUACAGACUGAAUAUCUAUGCUAAGUAUCUUCUGCAUAUUAUAGCAUAGACAUUUUGUCAGCAACACUAAGAAGAAAAAAAGAUGGGCUCCUUUUUUUUUUUUUUGUAAUAAUGCUUAUCUACUUCAUUUUUGUUAAAUUUAUGUCUUAUUUCAAAUGACAUAGGAAUUAUCUUUUUUAUUAAAACAAAACCAAACCCCACUACACACUUAGGCCCACAAUGUUUCUAGAAUCCAAAGGCACAAGGAUUUCAUCACAGACCCAUUUGCCUUACCUAGUGAUACCUCCUCCUUCUAGUGACUAAGUAUCUUUUUAAAAGGCUGCAAGAAUAAACAUACAAUCCACAGAUUUCAACUCCAAUUUUGGGAAAUUUUUAAUUUACUAUUGUAAAAUUCAGGGCAAAGAAAUAUGUAUUGAUUGACCAGUACAGAUACAAUGCCAAAUAUAUAGAUCAAUCAGGAAAGACUAUGUGUUUAAAUUUAAGGAUAAGUAAAGUGAGUGUACAAUUGCCCAAUUCUUGGUGAAAACAAAAGAUAAGAGCAAGUCACUGCCACUAGAGGUGCCAGCACUUAUAUCUGUCAGCAGGCUGGCCAAGGAGAAGACUAGCCUUUGGCAUUCAAUGGACAGGGCAACAUAGAUCCCUUCAAUUUGCCAAUGAAUUUUAAGUCCAGAACAUUUUCAGUCUUUGUCUUGUUUACUUGUUGAUGAAGGGUUUCUAGGAAGAUUUAGUAGUG
This is a messenger RNA of Acinonyx jubatus (cheetah), 8368 nucleotides long. RefSeq names its product CD80 molecule (gene CD80). Gene Ontology annotation, cellular component: external side of plasma membrane. Bases 1223 to 2290 code for a protein of 355 amino acids. The record is from RefSeq and is a predicted model, not a curated record. The transcript has 5 exons. Lineage: Eukaryota; Metazoa; Chordata; Mammalia; Carnivora; Felidae. Gene Ontology annotation, biological process: cell surface receptor signaling pathway; cellular response to lipopolysaccharide; negative regulation of T cell proliferation. Gene Ontology annotation, molecular function: coreceptor activity.